AUGGAAGACGGUUUGCCCUCAGUGUCAGCCAGCGGCGCUGUCGGCUCAAGAUUCAUUUCUCAAAAUGACCUAGAGGAGGCCAAGGCCCGCAGAGACGAACAGUGGAAAGCAGCAUAUGCCAGGCUCGGACAGGUUCCUCCGCCGCAGCCUGUGGAAGAUUCUUUCGAUGGUCGAAGUCUAGCAGAGAAAUUAGCCGCGAACAGGGCUGCAAAGCAGGAAGAAUGGGAGGAGAAAACGAAGUUAGCAAAUCAAUUUCGAGCACUAGAAGAGGAUGAGAUCAUGUUUCUAGAUUCUAUCAGAGAAAAGCAGGCCGAAGAAGAACGCCUCCGCAAAGCACAGGACGGCGAGGAGCUUUCAGAUUUCAGAAAGUAUGCCUCCGUUCAUUAUUUUUCCGUCGCUGACAUUGAGGAUCCACAAAGAGCUGUUGCAGCUAGGGAAAAUGACCUCAACAAGCCUACACAGCCUGUGACGCAACCACGAAAACAGAGUGAUGAUACUCCGGAGAAGCCUAAAGCUCCCGUAGUGACGUCCAAGAAAGAUGUCAAGAAAUCAUUGAAGGGUGUCGUAGUGAAGAAGAGACCAAAGUCUCAUGCUCCAACACCCAGCGAAUCGAAGGCGAAGGAAUCUAGUAAGAACAUCGAUGAGGAUGCACCACCAGUCACAAAACGUCGCAAGAUCUCCGGAUCAUGA
This is a messenger RNA of Suillus bovinus, 690 nucleotides long. Its product is annotated as N-terminal domain of NEFA-interacting nuclear protein NIP30-domain-containing protein. The transcript has 5 exons. The coding region runs from base 1 to 690 and encodes 229 amino acids. Gene Ontology annotation, cellular component: nucleus. The record is from RefSeq and is a predicted model, not a curated record. Lineage: Eukaryota; Fungi; Basidiomycota; Agaricomycetes; Boletales; Suillaceae.